Molecule: messenger RNA, 962 nt
Organism: Erigeron canadensis
Lineage: Eukaryota; Viridiplantae; Streptophyta; Magnoliopsida; Asterales; Asteraceae
Product: 50S ribosomal protein L27, chloroplastic
Exons: 4
Coding region: 122-709 (195 amino acids)
Biological process (GO): translation
Cellular component (GO): ribosome
Molecular function (GO): structural constituent of ribosome
Source: RefSeq, a predicted model, not a curated record
CAUAUAAAAACACAGAAGAGAUAAGGUACACACUACUACAGUACUACUAGAAGAAACACUUUCCCCAACUCUUAUCCUUGAUUAAUUGCAGACAAACAUUUCUUCACUUGUCAUCCAAGUGAUGGCGGCAACAGCUGUCAGUUUCAAUUUGGUUGGAGCUUUCAAAGGACUCUCAUUUGGUUCAAAAGCAUCUUUCUUAAAAGGUGAUUUUGGUUCUGUUUCGAAUGUUGGCAAUGUUUCGUUUACGGUGCCGUUGAAAACGACACCGUUGACGAUACGGAAUGCGCAUAAGAAAGGAGCUGGAAGCACUAAGAACGGGCGUGAUUCGAAAGGGCAGAGACUUGGUGUUAAGAUUUAUGGUGAUCAGGUUGCUAAGCCUGGCGCUAUCAUCAUUCGACAGCGCGGAACUAAGGUCCAUCCGGGAAAGAAUGUUGGAAUUGGAAAAGAUCACACCAUUUUCUCUUUGAUUGAUGGAUUGGUCAAAUUUGAGAAGUUUGGUCCUGAUAGGAAGAAGGUGAGUGUUUACCCACGUGAGGUGCAGCCUGAAAACCCCAACAGCUACAGAAAUAGAAAGAGAGAAUCAUUCAGGUUACAGCGUGAACGUCGAAAGGCAAGGAAGGAACUUAGGGAAGGGGGUGUUGCCGAGCCUCUGUUGGUGCUGGCUUCAGCUACUGCUGCUGAAAUUGCAGUUGAAAACCAAGAUUGCUGAUUUGUAUUAUAUGAAUGACGUUGAAUGUUGGCUUCUUCCACAGAUGUAGCAACCAAUUUACAUUUUCACAAGCAUUAAUUGUUAUUGUAUGUUCCUUUUGUGCAUAUGUUGCCUUAGUAAGUACUGAAGUUCUUUUCCCUUCAAGCAAAGGUGGCAUAUUAAGUUAGUUGUACUUAUAGCCUCCACCUGUGUAUGAGAAAGCUUUUGGCUUGUUACAGGCUAUUAUGUUUUAUGCAAAAAUCAUUAAGCUUUA